CGGACGGUCCCGGAGAUGUUCCGGCUCCGGUGUGAUCAUGUGAAGCUGAGCAGGAGGAAGCGCUGCAGGAAGUGUGGCGCGUGUGUGUGUGUGUGUGUGUCGGCAGCAGACAUGAAGUGUGUGUCGGUGUCGGUGCUUCUGUGUGUCCUCUGGUCUCAGACUCACGGGGUCCACAUUAGGCUCCAGAACCAGAACUCUUCGGAGCGUCUGGACGCGGCGGUGAUGGCGGACCUGUCCGCGGUGAUCCGCCGGGUGGACCGACGCUUUCUGUCCGUCACCAUCGACGCCAGUCUGGCUUCAGAGGAGAAGUUCAUGUACCUGCUGAGCGCUCCAAAGGUCAGAACUCUGGCGAGAGCGCUCUCUCCGGCCUUCCUGAGGUUCGGAGGGACGAGACAAGACUUCAUGGUGUUCGUCCCUCGGAGGCCUCGGCCCGUCUCAGGUGUCGCUGCAGAACCGUCCUGUGGUGAACUGGACCUGCCCUCGUGGCUGGAGGAGAAGCUGAAGGCCGACUGGACUCAACAGAAGCUGAUCCUGCUGAGAGAAGAUCUGCAGAGGAAGUACAGACGAGUCAAGUUCACAGAGUCCACUGUGGACCUGCUGCACUCCUUCAGCAGCUGCUCGGGGAUGGAUCUGAUCUUCGGGCUGAACGCUCUCCUCAGAACCGCCGACAACACCUGGAACAGCAGCAACGCCCGCUCGCUGCUGCAGUACUGUGAGUCCAAACAGUACCGGAUGUCCUGGGAGCUCGGCAACGAGCCCAACAGCUACGAGAAGAAGGCGGGGAUUCGAGUGGAUGGAUAUCAGCUCGGACAGGAUUUCACCCGUCUCAGAGAGAUGAUGUCAGAAUCCAAACUGUACCGCGACGCCGGGCUGUUCGGGCCGGACGUCGGUCAGCCGCGAGACCACAGAGUCGACAUCCUGGAGGGGUUCCUGCAGAGCGGAGCCCAGGCGGUGGACGCCUGCACCUGGCACCAUUACUAUGUGAACGGCAGAGACACGUCCCUGGAGGAUUUCCUGGAUCCGGAGGUUCUGGACACUCUGGCCUUAAAGACGGGUGAAGUUCUGGAGAAGGUGAAGCUGGCGUCUCCGGGGAAGCCGGUGUGGCUCGGAGAGACGAGCUCGGCCUACGGAGGAGGAGCGCUCGGACUGUCGGACACGUUCGUCGCAGGAUUCAUGUGGCUGGAUAAACUGGGCCUGGCAGCCCGACUGGGCCUGGACGUGGUGAUGAGGCAGGUGUUCAUCGGUUCUGGCAGUUAUCACCUGCUGGACGACAACCUGGAUCCUCUUCCUGAUUACUGGUUGUCUCUUCUCUACAAGACACUCGUGGGUCCAGAGGUUUUGAAAGUGGAAGCGUCUUCCAGCGUCGCUCGCAGUAAAAGAGUCCGGCUGUAUCUGCACUGUGCCAACAGGAACAGGUACAGGAGCGGCGCCGUCACGCUGAUGUCGAUGAACCUCAGUAAGAAACCAGCCAGGAUCUCCAUUCAUGCCCUCGUCUCCUCCGGCACAGUGGAGGCUUUUGUUCUUGAGUCGGAGCAGCCGGGGGAGGACGGCCUCUACUCCAGGUCCGUCAGACUGAACGGAGUCGUGCUGAAGAUGGUGGAUGAUAAAACUCUUCCUGACCUGAAAGGCCUCCGUCUGCCUCCGACUCAACAUCUGCAGCUUCCUGCGUACUCGCUCGCCUUCUUCGUCCUCACAGACGCUCGAGCUGCAGGCUGCGUGUGACCACACACACACACGCACGCACACACACAGAGACAAACACACACGCAGACAGACACACACACAGAGACACACACACUUGAACUGAUGAGGCUGGUUUAGGUUUUUGAUGCUGUUUGUUUUCUUACGUACUUUAUAAAGAUGCUGGAGUUUCUUAUUUAUAGAAAUGAUGCUGUGCUGUGGAAAUAAUUAUUUUUUUUUUAUUUGACGACACAAACGUGGUGAAACUUGGGACCAAAUCUGACUGUUGAGUCCAUUAAAUCCUACAUGGACCGGUGGACUCACAUCAGUACGGGGGAGGAUCAGGACCUCAUGUGACAGAUUGAUUUCAGCUCUGAUGUCAUCAGUUCUACAGGAAGUGAGCACGUCGACCUGAUGAGGAUCAAUAAAGCGAUCACAGUUCAUCCUGAGGGGAACAAGAACACCUUCAUGUAGAUGAGGUGGAACUGAUCAAUCAAUAAAUUCCAACUCAGGUUUUUUCUGUUGAUCUUUAUUUGAAGCGGAGACGAUCGAUGACUCGUCUGAUCAGGUGUCUGUCGGGUUUAUUCCUCCUGCUCCUCCCCGUGAGUGAUGAUGUAACACAGAGAUUUAUAGUCCAGGUGUCCUGCGGCGUCGAUGUUGGACGACUGGAACAUCUGCUUCACCUGAAAUCCAAUCAGUCAUCAUCAAUACUGCUGAUCAGUGACAGGAGCUGUCGAUGUAACUGCAGCUGCAGAAACACUGAAGCCCGACAGAAGAAUCACUUCAACACUCCAACACUAAACUCUGCUCUGAUUAAUGACUGACUGAUCGAUCAGUGUUCAUAAAUAAAGAAUUAACUAUUUAAAGUA
Messenger RNA from Acanthopagrus latus (yellowfin seabream), 2549 nucleotides. RefSeq names its product heparanase (gene hpse). Lineage: Eukaryota; Metazoa; Chordata; Actinopteri; Spariformes; Sparidae. The transcript is spliced from 12 exons. The record is from RefSeq and is a predicted model, not a curated record. Gene Ontology annotation, molecular function: hydrolase activity, acting on glycosyl bonds. Bases 16 to 1722 code for a protein of 568 amino acids. Gene Ontology annotation, cellular component: extracellular matrix; membrane.